Molecule: messenger RNA, 4630 nt
Organism: Erinaceus europaeus (western European hedgehog)
Lineage: Eukaryota; Metazoa; Chordata; Mammalia; Eulipotyphla; Erinaceidae
Gene: FZD3
Product: frizzled class receptor 3
Exons: 7
Coding region: 499-2499 (666 amino acids)
Biological process (GO): non-canonical Wnt signaling pathway; canonical Wnt signaling pathway
Cellular component (GO): plasma membrane
Molecular function (GO): Wnt-protein binding; Wnt receptor activity
Source: RefSeq, a predicted model, not a curated record
ACCGCGCGCCCAGGCGCUCGCCAAAGCUCGCGGCUUCUCGGCGGCGCGCGGCGGCGCUGCUGCUCCCGGCGUCCACCUGAGGGACCGCGACAGCCCCGCGCCCCGCGCCCCGCGCCCCGCGACGCCCCCGCCGCGGGCCGCCGGGCCGCCAGGUGUGAGAUAUUUCAUUCAAAGGAAGAAAUAGAUCUUCUAUUAAGAUGGAAUCUGUUGUUUGGGAAUGUGGUUGAUCAACUUGAUAUAUUGGCCAAACGUGCCCUAUGUAAUAAAAUGAAAAGAAGAGACAAGAUGAUGUCAUUUUCCCAUAUUGUGAAACCAAAAACAAAUGCCUUUUGUGAGAACAAGCUAACAAACCUCUGACAGUGCAGAGUAUUGAACUGUUUGAAGAACUUAACAGCAAGAUAUAGAAGUACUUUCAAGCUAAGACCAGCAGGUGUAUAAAGAUCUAAAAUACACACCGAGUAGGCCUCAUCAUCCAAAUCUCAUUUAUAUCUAGGAAGAAUGGCUAUGAGUUGGGUUGUCUUCUAUUUUUGGCCCUUGAUUAUGUUUGCAAGGCAUACAGGUGGGCACAGCUUGUUUUCUUGUGAACCUAUUACCUUGAGGAUGUGCCAAGAUUUGCCUUAUAAUACCACCUUCAUGCCUAAUUUUCUGAAUCAUUAUGACCAACAGACAGCAGCUUUAGCAAUGGAGCCAUUCCACCCUAUGGUGAAUCUGGAUUGUUCUCGGGAUUUCCGGCCAUUUCUUUGUGCACUCUAUGCUCCUAUCUGUAUGGAAUAUGGACGUGUCACACUUCCCUGUCGGAGGCUAUGUCAGCGGGCUUACAGCGAGUGUUCAAAGCUUAUGGAGAUGUUCGGUGUUCCUUGGCCUAAAGAUAUGGAAUGCAGUAGGUUCCCAGAUUGUGAUGAGCCAUAUCCUCGACUCGUGGAUCUGAAUUUAGCUGGAGAACCUACUGAAGGAGCCCCAGUGGCAGUGCAAAGGGAUUAUGGUUUUUGGUGUCCCCGAGAAUUGAAAAUUGAUCCUGAUCUUGGUUAUUCAUUUUUGCACGUUCGUGAUUGUUCACCUCCUUGUCCAAAUAUGUACUUUAGGAGAGAAGAACUUUCAUUUGCUCGAUAUUUUAUAGGAUUGAUUUCAAUCAUUUGCCUUUCUGCCACCUUGUUUACUUUUUUAACUUUUUUGAUUGAUGUCACAAGAUUCCGUUAUCCAGAAAGACCUAUUAUUUUUUAUGCGGUCUGCUACAUGAUGGUGUCAUUAAUUUUCUUCAUUGGGUUUUUACUUGAGGACCGAGUGGCCUGCAAUGCAUCUAGCCCUGCACAGUAUAAGGCUUCUACAGUGACACAAGGAUCUCAUAAUAAAGCCUGUACCAUGCUUUUUAUGAUACUUUAUUUUUUUACUAUGGCUGGCAGUGUGUGGUGGGUGAUUCUUACCAUCACAUGGUUCUUGGCAGCUGUGCCAAAGUGGGGUAGUGAAGCUAUUGAGAAGAAAGCAUUGCUAUUUCACGCCAGUGCAUGGGGCAUCCCUGGAACUCUAACUAUCAUCCUUUUAGCGAUGAAUAAAAUUGAAGGUGACAAUAUCAGUGGCGUGUGUUUUGUUGGCCUCUACGAUGUUGAUACAUUGAGAUAUUUUGUUCUUGCACCCCUCUGCCUGUAUGUGGUAGUUGGGGUGUCUCUCCUGUUAGCUGGCAUUAUAUCCCUAAACAGAGUUCGAAUUGAGAUUCCGUUAGAAAAGGAGAACCAAGAUAAACUGGUGAAGUUUAUGAUCCGAAUUGGUGUUUUCAGCAUUCUUUAUCUCGUACCACUCUUGGUUGUAAUUGGAUGCUAUUUUUAUGAGCAAGCUUACCGUGGCAUCUGGGAAACAACAUGGAUCCAAGAACGUUGCAGAGAGUAUCACAUUCCAUGUCCGUACCAGGUGACUCAAAUGAGUCGUCCAGACCUAAUUCUCUUCCUAAUGAAAUACCUGAUGGCGCUCAUUGUUGGUAUUCCCUCCAUUUUUUGGGUCGGAAGCAAAAAGACAUGCUUUGAGUGGGCCAGCUUCUUUCAUGGUCGUAGGAAAAAAGAGAUAGUGAAUGAGAGUCGGCAGGUACUCCAGGAACCUGAUUUUGCUCAGUCCCUCCUGAGGGAUCCAAAUACUCCUAUUAUAAGGAAAUCAAGAGGAACUUCAACUCAAGGAACAUCCACACAUGCUUCUUCAACUCAGCUGGCAAUGGUGGAUGAUCAGAGAAGCAAAGCAGGGAGUGUCCACAGCAAAGUGAGCAGCUACCAUGGCAGCCUCCACAGAUCACGUGACGGCAGGUACACUCCUUGCAGUUACAGAGGAAUGGAGGAGAGACUACCUCACGGCAGCAUGUCACGACUGACAGAUCAUUCCCGACACAGCAGUUCUCAUCGACUCAAUGAACAGUCCCGACACAGCAGCAUCAGAGAUCUUAGUAAUAACCCCAUGACUCACAUCACACAUGGCACUAGCAUGAACCGGGUUAUUGAAGAAGAUGGGACCAGUGCUUAAAAUUGUCCUAAAGUGGAAAACUUUAUGCAGUUCAAAAAGCAGGUUUUAUUUUUUGCCUUUGCAUGACUGACUGCUGUAACUCAGUUACCACGCUUUCAGUCAGGUAUGGAAUUGUGUCCACUGGAAAAGUAAAUUUUUGCUUUUUAUAUUGUAUCAAAACUGGGAACAUCAAGGCAUCCAAAAUGCUAAGAAUUUUGCCAUCAUGUAAAUAAUUCUUAUUUGCAGGUUAUAAAGAGAUUAUUUGUCUAGUAAGCAUUUUUAUAAAUUACUUAUUUUAUAUUUAGAAAAAUCCUAAAUGUGUGGUGACUGCUUUGUAGUGAACUUUGAUAUUAUGAAUUAGUUGUGAGAUAAUAUUCUGGUAGUUCUGUUAAUAAAACAAAAUUUCAGAAUUAAAUUUUCUAUGCAAGAUUUACUUCUCAGAUGAAUUAUGGGACUUUGUAAUUUUCUUUCCACAAAGUGACAAAAGAACUGUGUUUUUAAACUGUAGGAGAAUUUGAUACGUCAGCAAGGGUAUUUUAGCUAAUAGAAUGUAAGUUCAACGGAAGAAUCUGAUUAGCCUAUUGAAGGGUCAUUCAAAAUUCUAUCAAAAUAAUCUUCAGCCAGAGAGAUACAGCAAUUGAAUGAAGGCAGAGAAGGGCAUUUCCCCCAUAAUUGUACUUUUUUAUUUUUGUAAAUAUUACUUUUAUUACCCACAUGCAUGAUGGAAAAUAUUUAAUUUGUAGACAUCUUUUCCAUGUAGAGGUACUGAUUCAUGUUCAGAUCUGUUUUGUGGAGGCAUGUAAUAAGAGAAGUAUCGUCCUUAUAAGGCUUUUUGUAGUAGCUACAGUUACAAAAUGGCAAAAUGUUUUCUCAGUAUUCAUUGUUGUGUUUUUCUACAGUAAGAUGUGAUCUUGCCAAAGCCACCAGAUCUUAGUACCCAGCCCCCUCCUCUGAGUGAGUUGAUAUGUCUGUACUUGGUUUCCCUGUAGCCUAUAGGCUGCAGUUUUUGCCCCAGCACCCUUAUUUUCAGGUUCUGAAUCAUUCUUGUUUACAGCUGAAAAACAUAUAUAACCUGAGUCCAAAGUAGUGAUUGAUUGGAGUAUUUGAAAAUAACUGUAGCUAAAUGAAGCAUGACUAGUCUUACUGUGAAGUAUCUUUUAAUCUUAAAACUCCUUUUAAAAAGUUUGACAUUCUGUCCUAUAAUGUUUAAAUAAUUAACAGUAAAAACUGUGACCUGUAUUGGCUAUAAAAUUGGUCAGAAAAGCAAGAUUUUUUUUUAAUGCUGGAUGUCUUGUAGAGAAAGCAUAUUUUAAAAAGUGGUCCUCACCCCUAGCUGCAGAAAAGAAUCACUUAGGGAACCUUAUUAGCAAUGACUUUCAUUAAGAGAAGAUUUAGUAGGUUUUUUUUUUUCCCUAAAAUCUAAAUGAUUCUAACCUGUAGCCAGGCUUGAAACCCACCAUUUAAACUAAUUAACUCCUGAGGAUGACUUAAUGCAUCAUAUUAUAGCACAUGGAGAUCUACCUGUAUUCAGUAUUAUGCUUUCAUAUCAUUACCUGGUAUACAGUUGUCCAUUGAAAAGUAUGGAAUAUUAAACCCCAUUCUAGAGAUUCUUAUUCUUUGACUCAAAAAUGAUAAGAGUAUAAAAUCUAGUUAUAAAGAUACCACAGAUGAUUCUUAUGUAGGUAAUCCAAGGAUCACACUUUGAGAAAUGUUCUAGACUCGACUAAAACCUGGCUUUGACAUAUGCUAGUUUUUGACCUUUAAUAAGUCAGCCUCUUUGAACUUUGUAUCCCUUGUUUGUAAAUGAAGACAGAAGAUAAUUACCUACCUCAUAAAAUUAUCAAAUAUGGAUCAAAAGAAAAAUCAUAUGAAAACUCUUGAAAAACUGUAAAGCAUUAUGAAUGAAAUAGAAGGUAUUAAGAUUACGGAGGAUUUUAAAAGUUUGUUUGAGGGCUACUAUAGUGCAUUCAUGUAUGUGUGUAUUUUUCUUACUCUUUAAAAUAAAAAAUAGCAAGAAAUCAGGAGUUAAAAAAGAAGCAUUUAUCAGACACAAAGGUCAGUUUUCUGAAAAUGACAGUUUGUAUAUCACAUUGUUUCUUUCAGAGUACGUAUAUCUUGACUUUGUUAUUAUUAAUUCUUUAUAAGAAAUAUU